Molecule: messenger RNA, 1526 nt
Organism: Phragmites australis (common reed)
Lineage: Eukaryota; Viridiplantae; Streptophyta; Magnoliopsida; Poales; Poaceae
Product: cysteine proteinase 1-like
Exons: 4
Coding region: 149-1264 (371 amino acids)
Cellular component (GO): lysosome
Molecular function (GO): cysteine-type endopeptidase activity
Source: RefSeq, a predicted model, not a curated record
CUUGAUCGCCAUUGUUGCCACCACGCAACUCCAUCCUACGCAAGCAGCUCAGAGAAGCACUAUAAACAGUCCAAGCAAGCAACCACUACUCCAGCUCCACACAAGGAGACCGCGGAGAAAUAUCCAGCCCGACCCGACGAGAGCAGUCAUGGCUCGCCGCCUCCGACUCGCCGGUUUCGCCCUCCUCCUCCUCGUCUCCGCCGUCGCACUCUGCUCGGCCGAGUCCGACGCCGCGGAGGACCCGCUCAUCGAGCAGGUGGUCGGCGACGACAACGAGCUGGAGCUGAACGCGGAGGUGCACUUCGCGAGCUUCGUCCGCCGGUUCGGCAAGUCCUACCGCGACGAGGACGAGCGCGCGCACCGGAUGUCCGUGUUCAAGGCCAACCUCCGCCGCGCGCGGCGGCACCAGCGGCUCGACCCCACGGCCUUGCACGGGGUCACCAAGUUCUCCGACCUCACCCCCGCCGAGUUCCGGCGCCAGUUCCUCGGCCUCCGCCGCGGGAGCCCCCUGAAGGGGUCGGCGCACGAGGCUCCUAUCCUCCCCACGGACGGACUCCCCACCGACUUCGAUUGGCGUGACCGCGGCGCCGUCGGCCCUGUCAAGGACCAGGGGUCGUGCGGGUCGUGCUGGUCGUUCAGCACGUCCGGGGCGCUGGAGGGGGCGCACUUCCUCGCCACCGGCAAGCUCGAGGUGCUCAGCGAGCAGCAGAUGGUCGACUGCGACCACGAGUGUGAUCCAUCAGAACCACGCUCAUGCGACGCAGGAUGCAAUGGUGGCUUGAUGACUACAGCUUUCAGUUAUCUCCAGAAAGCUGGUGGCCUAGAGAGUGAGAAGGAUUACCCUUACACCGGGAUGGACAGCACCUGCAAGUUCGACAAGUCGAAAAUCAUUGCUCAAGUCAACAAUUUCAGCGUUGUCUCUGUCGAUGAACAACAGAUUGCUGCUAACUUGGUGAAACAUGGCCCACUCGCAAUUGGUAUCAACGCAGUCUUCAUGCAGACAUACAUUGGCGGUGUCUCAUGCCCAUACAUUUGUGGGAGGCAUCUUGAUCAUGGUGUUCUCCUGGUUGGCUAUGGAUCGUCUGGUUACGCGCCAAUCCGCUUCAAAGAAAAGCCCUACUGGAUCAUAAAGAACUCGUGGGGCGAGAACUGGGGUGAGAACGGGUACUACAAGAUCUGCAGGGGCCCGCAUGUGCAGAACAAGUGCGGUGUUGAUUCGAUGGUAUCCACAGUCACUGCAAUUCACACCUCUAAGAAGAAAUAGGAUCUUAUUAGUCCUCUUGUCUGUAUAUACCACUACUUGAUAUGUGAUUUUGUGAUAGAACUGUUAUCAGGGAGGGUUAUUCUGUGGUAUUAUGUGAAACUUCCCUUGAUUGCUGUAGUGUGUGUUUGGGUUAUUAUGUAUGCUUAUCACGCCAGAACAGUUUUCCCACAUGGAUGUUGCUACUUGUUAUCAUUUGUAAUGUUUGUAAUCCGGUCAAUCUUUGUACAUGUCACUCAAUUAUUUGGAUCUUUUGGUACUCACU